CGCCCUUCUCUGGGCGUCUGAUUCCCUUCCUCCCAGCCCCGCCCAGGCGGCUGCCCGUGACCUGCCUGGGCGCAGGGAACGGAAAGUCGGAAGGGGUAAGAGGAGUUCAGUUCAUCAUGGGACUCUUUGGAAAAACCCAGGAGAAGCCUCCCAAAGAGCUGGUUAAUGAAUGGUCACUGAAGAUCAGAAAGGAAAUGAGAGUUGUUGACAGGCAAAUAAGAGAUAUCCAAAGAGAAGAAGAGAAAGUAAAACGGUCUGUGAAAGAUGCAGCCAAGAAGGGCCAAAAGGAAGUCUGUGUGGUUCUGGCCAAGGAGAUGAUCAGGUCAAGGAAAGCUGUGAGCAAGCUCUAUGCCUCCAAAGCACACAUGAACUCUGUGCUCAUGGGCAUGAAGAACCAACUUGGUAAGGCCCAGGUACCUGACACCCCCAAUAAUGCUGCUGCCAUUGUUACUGUCAACACUGGUGUUGGUGGGAGCAGAUGUAACGUUGAGAGAGGUGGUGUUCUGUUCUCUAUUCAGGCUGGAAUCAUAGAGGAGAUGUUAGAGGAUACAUUUGAAAGCAUGGAUGAUCAAGAAGAAAUGGAAGAAGCAGCCGAGAUGGAGAUUGACAGAAUCCUCUUUGAAAUCACAGCAGGAGCCUUGGGCAAAGCACCCAGUAAAGUAACCGACGCCCUUCCUGAGCCUGAACCCGCAGGAGCGAUGGCUGCCUCUGAAGAGGGAGAAGAGGAAGAGGAUGAAGAGGACCUGGAGGCUAUGCAGUCACGGCUGGCCACACUCAGAAGCUAGGGCCACCCAGUUGGGGGUCUCAACUCUCUGGUGUCCUCCUCUAGGUGUGUAUCCGGCCUCUGAGGAGUCACCAUUUCCUGUAUCUCUUGCACUACACCUCUGCUGUGAAGCAUUACGUUUGGAGAGGGUUCUGUGCUGGUGUAUCUUCACGAUCUGCAGAGGAUUUAAGGAUUGCUUUUAUGAAGGUGGUGUAAUCAAAUGUAUUAUUUUCAGGAGCAUAAAUAGCAGAAGUAUCUUCCUUGGGGGAGGGCAAAGAAAUCCAUUUUCUCAUGAAGCAAUUUUGAGAAGAGUAGAUUGAAUGAUGAGGACUCUAUAUUUGGUGUGUAUGUGUAAAAUAAUAUAUUAAUGGAUGUCAAUAAACUUCUGCUUUAGCUCUUGGUCUCAUUGUAAAUGUCACAUGCAAUGAACUCAAGAUAUUAAUUUCCCAGAUUGUCUCAGUGUUGGCCUUGGAAAGAGGACAUGCUAUCUCCAAGCAUCGGGACAUGGGAGCUUAGCAGAAGUACCUUCAGCUCGGGGGCCGCUGGUCCUGCUCUUCACAGGCUGGUUGUGGGGGCCACUCUUGUGCAUUUUGUCAUUUGUUUAACCUUCGGGUUAACGUGCUGUGUUGACUAAAUGACCAUAUCAUACACUGGUGUGUACAAGGGAGUUUUUAUAGCUGGUAGUCAUUCUUCCCCACUGCAAGUGACAUGCAGGACAGUUAGAUCUGGGAUCAGGACUCUUGCAGUCCAUCCCUGCCUGGAGCUAAGUGUCUUGUGCACAGGGACAUAGCCUUAACCAUGAGCAGUAAGAGCUGACCAGUAAGAGGUUUGGAUUAUGGCAUUGAAACAUACACACCAGAGCGUGCUUUAGAUGCACUGAGAAAUAAUCCAACAGUAGCACUGUAUGGAACAGUUUGAAAAGCUUUCUGGUAUGCAUGAUUUUCACAAAUGAGAACAGCUGUCAUCUGAAGUCACAACCCCUAAAGUACAACAGCCAGUGUUCGCCAGUAUUGUACAGAAUGGCUUUGUUACCCAAAACACAACCCAUGUGCUGUUCAUUGCUUCCUCUCUAAUCCCUUGGCACCCACUGACCCGGUUGCUGUCUCCAUGGGCUUUCCUUUUCCAGCCUUUCAGUAUGUCUUCCCUCACGUGGUGAUAUGCAUUUACGUUCCUCCGUGGACUCAUGGCUUGACUGUUCAGCCCUUCUCAUUGAGCAGCGUUCCAUUUUCUAGCUGUACCACAGCUUGUCUUGAAGGCCAUCUGGACUGCUUCUGAGUUUGGGAGUUUGAAGCAAUGUCUGUAGCAGUUUUCCCUGUGUGUUUUAAUUCCUCUGGAUACCAGAGAGCUCAACCAUGGGAUCAUGUGGUCAGCACAAAGCUAUGCUGUAAGGUAAACCAGCCGUGCAGAGCAUGUACUGUCCCCCUCAGGAGGAAGAGCUCUGCCUGCCAUUCUGUGGCUUUGGCAGAAUUUGUCAUGAGGGAUUUGUGUUGAAGUACACUGGGCAUCUGUUUUUAUACUUGCCUUCUCUGUAUCUUGUUUGAAAAUGUUGACAUAGUGGCCUCGAACUCAUGACCUGUCUGCUCUACCACCACACUGAGCUUGCUGCCUGGAUUUCUCCGUUGUUGGUGUUUGUUCAUUUUAUAACCUGGAUUGUUUGUUUUCUGAUUAUUCAAGUUUAAGGACCUCUUACAGAUUUUGAACCAAUCAUCUAUCAGAUUUUAUCCUAUUCUCUGUUCUAUUCUCUCAUUGUUGACAGUUUUUCAAAGCUGAAGUUUUCUUUUUUACUUUUAAUAAAACCCUGCUUCUUAA
This is a messenger RNA of Mus caroli (Ryukyu mouse), 2572 nucleotides long. Lineage: Eukaryota; Metazoa; Chordata; Mammalia; Rodentia; Muridae. The record is from RefSeq and is a predicted model, not a curated record.